AGCGCAUGCUUACUAGUUGCACAAAACAUGGCGGACGGCACACAGAAUCUAGUUCCUAAUUCCGUUCAAAACAAACCAAAUACAAGUGGUAUUUCGGGAAGCCAGCCAGCAACAACUCAACCCACAGCUUCUAAUACAGCGACAACAACUGUGUCCCAUGUGGAUACUAAAGUCAGAAACGCUGGAGCUUCGUUAGCGGAGUUUUUAACCCAGUUGGAUGACUACACACCCACGAUACCAGAUGCUGUAACAGCAUUUUACUUAAAUCGAGCAGGAUUUGACUCCACAGACCCAAGAGUAGUGAGAAUGAUUUCUCUUGCUGCACAGAAGUUUGUAUCAGACAUUGCUAAUGAUGCUCUACAACAUUGUAAGAUGAGGGGAUCAGGACAGAGCUCAAGAAAAUCGGGCAAAGACAAGCGCUACACGUUAACCAUGGAAGACUUGACACCAGCACUCAGUGAAUAUGGAAUAACUGCCAGGAAACCUCCGUACUUUGUUUAACACAGUCUUAUCAUACCAAUGUAAAUAUGAUAAAUUGAUCAUCUUUGGGACUGUAGACUUCUCUAUAUUAAAUGUAAAAAUUAAAUGUCUUGGCAAUAAAGUGCAUUUUCUUAAGUUUGA
Molecule: messenger RNA, 621 nt
Organism: Stylophora pistillata
Lineage: Eukaryota; Metazoa; Cnidaria; Anthozoa; Scleractinia; Pocilloporidae
Product: transcription initiation factor TFIID subunit 10
Biological process (GO): transcription initiation at RNA polymerase II promoter
Cellular component (GO): nucleus; transcription factor TFIID complex; SAGA complex
Molecular function (GO): promoter-specific chromatin binding; RNA polymerase II general transcription initiation factor activity
Source: RefSeq, a predicted model, not a curated record